AUGGCCUCCCAGGACAGAGACAGAGACAGAUCGACCCGGAGAAUGAGCAGGAGACGAAGAGAUUCAAGACGGGAGUCCCGCGGCAUGUCGCUCGAUGUGCCGGAGCGCUUCAAGGAUGGCGAUGAUGCUCAGGAAGACGUUACGGCGCCAAAACGAAAUAACACCAUGUCGAUGAACCAAUCCCUAUUUUCCAUGAUCGCUCGCGCAGGGCAGCAGUCACAAACAGACCUCGGCACGAUGCAGGAAGCUGACUCCGGUGAUAGCGAAGAUGAAGGUAAGCGACAGGCAUCAUACCAUGGUUUGGAUGGCGCUGCCAGAUUAAGUCGCCUAAGCUCUGCAAAUGACUUCCACAUCCCGACAGAGGACCCUCACGACAAAAGCAUGGCAAAAGGAAAGCACAGGCGGACACUGUCCGAAAACAAGCUCUUACGCUCGCUCCCCAAGCUGAAGGUGUCGAGCCGGAAAGAAGGACGCCCCGAAGGCCCGCGAGCUCACCCAAUGUCUUCGUCGCAAUUUCUACCACCAAAACCAUCGCUCGGUCAAUCUUCAGCAGCCUUGAAGAAAUGGCAACCCAAAAGCAAUGAUAAGGACAAGGACAAGGAAAAGGCCGAUAUCACAAUGGGCGAGGAAACACAUACUGAGAAAGCAUCCAAUACUGGGCGGAAGAGCAGAAAUGGAAGCACAGCCGGCUUGGACAAGGGCCAAAAACCUGUGACGCUUGCGCAGAGGAUUCAACAAAUAUUUGAAUUUGAGCAGCUUGAGGAGGUCAUCGCCGAAUACCCAUGCUGGUUACUUCAAAGUAUCCUAUUACAGGGUUACAUGUACAUCACACAGAAGCACAUAUGCUUCUACGCUUACCUACCCAAGAAGCAUCAUGAUGUCACCAAAACAGGUUAUCUCUUCAAGCGUGGCCGAUCGAAGCUGAACAGAUACUGGUUCGUCUUGCGUGGCGACGUACUCGCAUAUUACACCAACCCAGCAGAACUUUACUUCCCAAGAAACCGCAUCAAUCUUCAGUAUGCCCUGACUGCCGAAGUGCUUGAAAGCACAAAAAAAGGCGACGAAGAGACUAGUUUUGCAAUCACAACGGACGAAAGAAGAUAUGUUUUCAAAGCAGACAGUGCUGCGAGUGCGAAGGAAUGGACCAGAUCGAUUCAAAAGGUCAUUUUCCGAACUCAUAACGACGGAAACAGUGUGAAGAUAUCGCUACCGAUUCAGAACGUUCUAGAGAUUGAAGAGAGCUCGAUACUGGACCUUGCAAAUACCGUCAGAGUCCGUGUUAUAGAUAAUGACGAGACAUUUGCCAUAGACGAGUAUUUCUUCUCGUUCUUCAACAACGGCCAAGAUGCGCUCAAUGUGCUUCGCAUUAUGAUUAAUGACAACGAGCAUCAUCAGGCUACCCCGGAUGCUGGUGAACUCGAGAAUCAACCCCCUUCUCAUCGUGCCUCCGUAACAUCGCCAACAGAUGUUAGUGAAAUGCCGCAAAUACGUGAAAAUGUGCGGGCUACUUUGUCACCGCUGCCUGUACCGCAUGUCAGACGAUCGAGCAUAAGUGAUGUGUCCGGUCGGUCUAGCAAUGAAGUCAAUGGAAAGAGCUGGGAUGCGCGACGAAGCAUGGAUGUCACCCACACGCUUCGUCGCUCAAGCUAUGAGACACGUCAAUCUCCUCAUGAGCGGCGACAAAGCUUCAGUGGUGACCCGCAUAGCACGCAACACAAGCAUCAUUCGGAAGACGAUUCGCCUCAGUCACCCAGAGCAGCAGACUCCGAGUCAGCUACUCUUUCAUUCGAACCAGGCACUGAAUCAUCAGCCGCUAUCCAAUCGAUGGAUGAAAGCAAUGCUUCCGCAUCUCAAAUACUCGACCGCUCCGAUCUUUUCCGUGGACCAACAAACCUACCCGUCGAUAAUGCACCACUGAGCAAACUCGAUCUACAGCAUAGGGACUCACAGGAAACAACACGGUCAGCUCAAGCGAAGACUACAAAUGUCGUAAAACGUUCCAAACCAUCCGCAGCCGUAGCGGGUAUGCCUGACUUUGAAGAUGACACAGACGCUAGUCAGGCAAAUCCUCGCAUGUCAGGAUCAUCUUCAGCCUUACAGGAUAUCGCGUCCUACCCACUCCAGAAAGCAUCGGGGCUAGCUGGGUUCUUGAGGACUCGAUCGAAGAAGAUGGGUAAUCUGUUAGCAAGCGAGUCGAUGGGCUACUAUGAAAAAGUAUCAGGCAUGCUUGCGGGUGGACGAAAGCACUACAACACGGCCGAAGGCUUGGAGACUGGGGAUCAAAUCCAUGGAUUCGAGGAUGAUGAGGACGCAGCCAAGGCCGUUGAGAAUUUCCGCGACCAUUUCGCCUUUCCCGAAACCGAAAUUUUACAAUCUUCGUUCUUCGCAUCCUUGCAGCGAGUGUUGCCAAACUAUGGCAAAAUCUACAUCAGCGGGAGGUAUUUUUGUUUCCGCAGUUUGAUGCCAACGUCAAAGACCAAGGUCAUACUCCCUAUGCGAGACAUCGAAAAUGUGAACAAAGAAAAAGGAUUUCGAAUCGGUUAUCACGGUCUCGCUGUUGUCAUCAAAGGUCACGAAGAGCUCUUUUUCGAAUUCUCCAAGGCCGAGUAUCGGGACGAGUGUGCUAUCACAGUCCUUCGUAUAUUGGAGAAUACGAAGUACCUCGAGGAUGAGGAUUCAUCUUCCUCGGGCGUGGAUAGUGGAGACGAGGCGGCCAAAGUAGAACAUGACUUGCUCCAGCAGGCGCGCGAGCACACGGAUACUGGCAAGCAAGCUGAUGUAUCGGAGAUUGUCCGUGCUGCAGACCAUGACCGAAUACCCCUCAUAUUCGACGACCCGCUCGCUUCGUUUGUAGACUUCAAGCCUUCAGAGCCGUUGAACAUUGUUUGCCUUACCAUUGGAUCCCGAGGAGAUGUCCAGCCGUACAUAGCAUUAUGCAAAGAGCUCCUGAAGGAGGGGCAUAAGCCGCGCAUUGCGACACACGCCGAGUUUGAGCCUUGGGUGCGUAAACACGGCAUCGACUUUGCUGUUGUUGAUGGAAACCCAGCUGAACUGAUGCGCAUUUGUGUCGAACAUGGCAUGUUUACGUAUGGAUUCAUGAAGGAGGCCAAUUCCAAGUUCCGCGGAUGGCUGGAUGACGUGUGUAGUUCUUCGUGGAGGGCUUGCCAGGGUGCAGAUGUACUCAUUGAGAGUCCCAGCACCAUGGCGGGAAUUCACAUAGCCGAAGCGUUGGAGAUUCCAUACUUCCGGGCUUUCACGAUGCCUUGGACACGCACUCGAGCCUACCCCCAUGCCUUUUCUGUGCUGGAGAAGAAGAUGGGCGGAGGAUACAACAGUCUGACAUAUAUCACCUUUGAUACUAUAUUCUGGACUGCAAUAUCUGGUCAGAUCAACAAGUGGCGCCGGAGAGAAUUGGGACUUCAAGGAACCACGCAGCAUAAGAUGCAGGCGAGUCUCCGACCGUUCCUGUACAACUUCAGUCCCCAUGUGGUGCCGCCGCCUCUUGACUGGCCGGAUUGGGUUCGUGUCACUGGCUAUUGGUUUUUGGAUGAGAGCGACUCAUACGAUCCUCCUGCCGAAUUGUUGGCAUUCAUGAAAAAGGCACGUGCAGACGGCAAGAAGCUGGUCUAUGUUGGGUUCGGCUCCAUUGUCAUCGACGAUCCCGCAGCACUUACUAGGACUGUCGUAGACUCUGUAUUGAAGGCAGACGUACGCUGCGUGCUAUCUAAAGGCUGGUCUGAUCGUUUGGAGACCAAAGACGCUUCGAAGCCGGAGAUUCCCCUUCCACCCGAGAUCUUUCAGAUUCAGGCCGCACCGCACGACUGGUUGUUCAAACAGAUGGACGCUGCAGUGCACCAUGGUGGCUCCGGCACUACAGGAGCAAGCUUGCGAGCUGGAAUUCCUACGAUUAUCAAGCCCUUCUUUGGCGACCAAUUUUUCUUUGCGCAGCGCGUGGAAGACAUGGGCGUUGGAGUAUGGCUGAAGAAGGUCAAUACGAGUGUUUUCAGUCGUGCGCUAUGGGAAGUCACCAACAGCCAGCGCAUGAUCAUGAAGGCAAAAGUACUUGGACAAAAGAUCAGAAAGGACAAUGGCACGCAAGUUGCGAUCCAGACCAUCUACCGAGAACUAGAUCGCGCUCGCACGCUCAUCAAGAAGCAGACGAAACAGGACGACGACAAUAGUGAGGAGUUUGAAGAAGACUGGACAAUCAUUGAAGAAGGCGAGGAGAUGGACGGAGCUCAUCCCUUUGCGAUGCAGCAGCCAUUGGCGGGGAUCAACCAGGACGCAUCUCAGAUGGGUGCUGGUUCUUUGGUUCUGGGCAGCAUGGUGUUGAAGGGCGCAGCUGCGCAGAAGCAGGCACCGUCAGAAGUUGCGCGUCGGGAUUGA
Molecule: messenger RNA, 4386 nt
Organism: Bipolaris oryzae ATCC 44560
Lineage: Eukaryota; Fungi; Ascomycota; Dothideomycetes; Pleosporales; Pleosporaceae
Product: glycosyltransferase family 1 protein
Exons: 4
Coding region: 1-4386 (1461 amino acids)
Biological process (GO): carbohydrate metabolic process
Molecular function (GO): hexosyltransferase activity; UDP-glycosyltransferase activity
Source: RefSeq, a predicted model, not a curated record